Saccharomyces eubayanus is the source of this 819-nucleotide messenger RNA. It is a transcript of the gene SED1, whose product is annotated as Sed1p. Gene Ontology annotation, cellular component: fungal-type cell wall. Gene Ontology annotation, biological process: fungal-type cell wall organization. The record is from RefSeq and is a predicted model, not a curated record. Gene Ontology annotation, molecular function: structural constituent of cell wall. Lineage: Eukaryota; Fungi; Ascomycota; Saccharomycetes; Saccharomycetales; Saccharomycetaceae. The transcript has a single exon. Bases 1 to 819 code for a protein of 272 amino acids.
AUGAAAUUCUCCACUGUUUUGUUAUCUGCCGGUUUGGCCUCGACCACUUUGGCUCAAUUCUCUAACAGCACCGCUGCUUCUUCCACUAGUUCUUCUAGUUCCUCCGUUUCCAUCACAUCUUCUGCCACCUCAGACGCUGAUAACGGUACUACCACUGCUAUCCCAACAGAUGCUCCAACCACCGCUCUACCAACCAACGGCACCACCACUGACGUACCACCAACCACAUCCGAAGCUCCAACCACUCAACUUCCAACCAACGGUACCACCAGUGCUUUCCCACCAACCUCAUCUCUAGGUCCAAGCAACACCACUAGUACUCCUCCUUACGACCCAUCCACUUCCUACACCACUGACUUUACCGUCGUCACUGAAUACACUACCUACUGUCCUGAACCAACCACUUUCACUCAGAAUGGUAAGACUUACACCGUCACUGAACCAACUACAUUGACCAUCACUGACUGUCCAUGUACUAUUGAAAAGCCAACCACUACCUCAACCACUGAGUACACUGUUGUCACUGAAUACACUACAUACUGUCCAGAACCAACCACUUUCACUCAAAACGGUAAGACUUACACAGCUACUGAACCAACCACUUUCACCAUCACUGACUGUCCAUGUACCGUCGAAAAGACUGAAACUCCAAAAUCUUCUGCUGCUCCCUCUACUGUCAAGCCAAGUCAUUCUAUUUCCACCGUUGUUCCAGUUCCAUCUUCAACCUCCUCCCACUCCGUCGUUAUCAACAGUAACGGUGCCAACGCCGUUGUCCCAGGUGCUUUAGGUUUGGCUGGUGUUGCUAUGCUAUUCUUAUAA